Messenger RNA from Nicotiana tabacum (common tobacco), 5582 nucleotides. The record is from RefSeq and is a predicted model, not a curated record. Lineage: Eukaryota; Viridiplantae; Streptophyta; Magnoliopsida; Solanales; Solanaceae.
AACACGUCUUCUCAUCUUCUCAAUCCCAAAUCAAAAAAGCUAGGAUUCUGCCUCUGUUGAUCGCUGGCGCUACUACCACAAUAUGCCGAAUCCAGACACCUUUCAACUCUCGUUGUGUAUCAAUGGUUGUCCCACGUUUUGAACUUCAUUCUCUUUGUCAAUUUGUGCUUUGGUUCUUUCCAAAAGUUCAAACUUGGAGUCUCCAACAAGCCGACAGACAAGGUGACCAAGCAUGCAACAACAACAACAAUUACUAAUACGCCUCAAUCCCAAGAAAGUUGAUACGACUAUAUGAAUAUUUGCUGACCAUGCCGCUCCAAUUAGUUCAUCUUAGACCCAAUCAUAAUCUACACCUGAUUGAAUCCAUGUGCAUGAGAUUUUUAUAGACUGGGGGCAAUGAGGUGACUAAGAAAGCACAAUUAGCUUGGGAAAGAGUUUGCUAUCCUAAAUCAGCCGGAGGUUUUAAUGUUAUUGAUAUUUGCCAUCUGGAACAGGGCAGCAGUGAGUAAGCAUUUCUGGAACCCGUGAAAGAAGGAUAGAUUGUGGAUUCACACCUACUAUGUUAAAGUCAAACAAUUGUGGGAAAUUAAUCCUGCACCAGGCUUCUUGGAUGGUGACUACUAGAAGUUCUUUAUAUUUUCUACCGACAUAUAUAUCUUAGAUAGGAUUAAAAGACUCCUUACAAACAUAAGACCUAAUAAACGUACUAUCUUGACUAAAGUAUAGUCCCAACUAAUAGGUCGAGCACACAGAAGUUUAAAUUAUCCAAUGUGAUACAUUUUUUUCUGAAGUGUUUACACAUCAUCCAAGAACUCCUGACCCUUAACCAGUCAAUAAACCAAAUAUUUCUGCAAAAAAAGGUUUAUAUAAACAACUUUAAGGGGCUAUAGAGAAUUUUGUAACCUUGCUAACCUAUAUAAUAGACUUCAAAAUGAUUAGUUAGUAGGUGAUACUUUUUUGCUUAUGGUGGGAUUCACUAACUAUUACUUUUGGCUAAUCUGCUAGUACUAUUGGAGUCAUGUUAGGUAAAUAAAAAAAUCGAAACCAAGUAUGAAGGCUUUGUCACUAAAACAAAGAAUUAAGGGCAUGUAAAAAAGUGAACUAAUUGCAAGGAGAUCAUACAUAAAGAAUAAAUGUGCAAGAAACAUUAGUAACCACUAAUUUUUUCUGUACAUACUACAAAGUUAGUGCCUUGAAAGAAACACAUAUUACCUUGAUCAGGCUCUUUAAAUCUCUAGUCUGGUCAAAAGAUAGGGUGUCCAGUUGAGGAGACAUCCAAAGCAAACAAUCAACAACGUCCACAGCUGAAAAAUUAUACCGAUUCCUCAUUUUUAUGUGCAAAAUCUUAGUAGCAUAAAGUGGAGGAAGCAAGUUUUCUCUCAUGUAUUUGGGUAAAACUAUCUCCUGCACAAACAAAAAGAAGAAAUAUGAGAAAUCCAGAACCACUUCUUCAAGCAGGGGCAAGUAGACAAUUUGUUGCACGUAUAUACCUUGUCAUUCUCACAGCGCAGUGCAAUAGCCUUGGAAUGAUUAAAGUUACCAAGAGACUUCAUGAGCUUAGUGUACCAGUGAGUGUCACGGGUUUGUGGGAUCAAAUUGAGAUUAGCUUCCAGCAGAUGUGAAGCUUUCAUUUUGAACGUUGGCAAGGGAUCAACAAUAUCUUUUCCAUAAUGAACAUCAGAUGAGAAUCCUUUCGGCCACAGGAUAUAAAACAUCACCAAAAUUUGAGGAGGGGAGGGAAGUCCAAGCAUUGUUACAAGCCUUGGACAAUACACUUGUUGUGAACCGGCGCGACCUGGUAUGGGAUUAUGAGCCAGAAGUGUGCAACAAGGCCGAUCCAGUUAGUAGUAUAGUUGGUAGUAUUGGGCUUGGAGCUAAAUGGAGAAAAGAACCAAUGACUAAACACCCGAAUAGAACGUUAAGGCAUUAUAUUUGGGAUCCAGACAGUAUACAGGCAAUGUGUAUUGUGAUCAUGCUUAGGCAAAGUCUGCUUUCUCACCUCCUCUUCUGAAUAUGUCUAAUUCCUCAUCUCUUUCUGAUUACCUAUCAUAUUUCUUAAGUUGUUCUACAAUUACUGUUGUUGUUUACGUUCUAGAGCUGUAAUCUUACAGUUGUUGAGAGCAAUAUAGUAUAUAAUACUUUAGUAUUUGUGUUGAGUAAUUCAGGUUGUAGCAUUGGUGAUUUCAUCUAUCGGACUCCAACAGUGGCGAUGUUUCUACCUAGAUUCAGUGGCGACGGCAACCCGGAGAGUUGGAUUUUUCGGGCCGAGUUAUACUUCACAUACCUUGGCUUCGCCAAGAAGGACUAGCUGCCUCUUCCAACCUUCUAUCUAGAAAGUGAUGCCCUCGCGUGGUUCAAUUGGUUAUUUCGCAACCACCAAUUUUAUGAUUGGAACCAUUUCAAGGAGAAAUUUCUUAUGCAUUUUCAGAAACGGACCUUCAUUAAUUCGAGAAUGGCAGAUAUUUCACAAGCUGGGGUUGACUACGUCAAUUGUGCUACAUUGGUUCGAUCGGCGACCUAUGAGUCUGCAUCUCCCGAAAUUCAUGAACUCAACGCUCGUCUAGUUGAUGGAGAAAAGUAUGCGACUAUCGUAGAUGAGGUGUUUGAUAAAAAUCCCCAAAGUAAUGAACCUGUUGUGCAUUCUCAAUUUUCAAAGGAUGAAGCUCAAUUAGUUCCUCUUGUUGGACGAGAUUAUUUCAUGCCUCAAGAGAUUGAACAAUUUGAGAUUUUGUCUAUAGACUCUGAGGGACUUUUAGAUGCAAUGAAGAUAAACUCUGAUUCCGACGAUGGAAAAUCAGAGGAGGACCAACGAGGCUGCACUAAGGUGGAGGAAAAUUCAAGCAAUACUGCAGCUCAGGUGUUUGCUACAAAUACCACCACACAACUCAGCCAUAUUGCAACUAUGAUUUUGGAUCCCUUUUCUAGCUUGAUCCCAGAUGUUAAGUUUCCUGUUGGUCGAAUACUUGUUGUGCCUGUUAGUGUCAAUUUGGACGAUUGUCGUAUGCUUGAUACUUGUUAUUGCUGUCAAACGAGGGCUUGUGCAUCUCUCCACUAUGUGUCUAGAUCAACUAUAGGGACUAUUCUAUUUUAUAGUUGUGUGGACAAUUGGUUCGACACAGGGCAAGAUUUCAAGGCUGAUGUAUAUGUACUUUUAUCUGUUCAAUCUGAAGAUCUAACUCACAUUUUACAUGAGGAACCAUGGCUGCUACUUUUUCUUAGUUGUGAGUUUGUCCUGCAGCAUGAUAAGAAGUUCACGAUGGCUAAUGAGGUGAUAGUUUUGAGUUGCAUAGUAUUGCAUUUGGAGUGGCUAGUGUGGCAGAUUGUUGAGGUUGUAGGAAUUUCUAAUAUCAGCUAUUCAUGUGAUGCAAUUGGUUUACUCGUACGACGUGGAAACCUUGAAUGGCAUAGUGGACCAUCAUCUUCUGAGGACAUGUUUUCUAUGCACCUUGUGCUGGAACUUUGGGCAGGAGGGGACCUGUUUGAUGGAACCAUUGCCCUCGGAUAUUCGUUAGUCAAAGAAACUACUGAUAUUUUUGGACAGCUUCUAACUGUAGUCCGUAAUUACCAUUUCAUGGGUGAUGAUCGUUGGAAUCAAUCAUUGGCUGGACACUCCGGAAAAGUUUACCCUCAACGUGGACUUGAGCUUGCUCAACGUUUGGAGGAGUUGCCUUGUACUCUUUCCGCUUGCAUUUGUGACCAGUUUAUAAAGAGAAGUACAUUUGACUCAUGUAGUGCACUUGAUCAUGCUACACCUCUUAUAGAUUUACAUCAAUUUUUCCUUGAUCAGUUCGGAUUAUAGUUUCCAUUUGAUCCCGGUGAGUCUGUUCUUCCAUCCAUUAUGUUCGAAAGCUUGGAUAUACAUUUCAAUAUACCCCACAACUUGCCUAGUGCAUUGUAUUCUGUUGCAGUUGGCCUCAAUGGUACUAUGGAAGGUGGCAAGCUGUCUAAUGAAAUGUCCAGUUGCAUGAUGGAUGUACUAACUGUUCCACCUCGGCCACCACGACCACUUCCAAAAUCGCAUUUCUUGGCCCAAGUCUCGCAUUCUGUUGCAAUAACAACAAACCUCAACUCUAAUGGGCUUGUCAUAAUUGGUGUGGAUGAUUCCAAUAUAUAUGCUCGUCUUCUUGCUGCAAACUUAAGUAGUAAAACGCAACCUGCAGCAACUGCAUUUGCUGCCAUAUUACAGGAGCGAAAAGUAUUAAAAUUAAGGAGUGGCUAUAAGGUGAAGCUUCACUCUGUGCACCUUGCUGCUUACACAUUUUAUGGUGUCAUUAAAAUGAUAGAGUUGGUUGUACAUCAUAGGUUUCAUCAUGGCUUAGGGCAUGCAUUAGUGUAUGUUAUCCUCUUGAACAAGUAUGUGAUUGCAGGGCAGGUUAUCAUUGAACUCAAUUUGAUAAUGCUGAUAAAUUUUACUGUAAACCAAAUAGAACAUGGUUGGUUGAUAGCAGUAGCAAUGGAGAAAUUUGGUGAAGAGAAAACUGCUAAAAUUGUUCAUCUGUACUUCAAGAUGGAUAAUUCUAGCUUCGACGGGUCCGAGCAUGUUAAGAAGUGUUGUAUGUCUUAUGUUUCACAUGCUUUUGGAGAUCCUUUUGAUCAUAGUAGUACUCUUGAGAGAUUUCUUGGCAUCCAAUUAUCUGAGACUAUUACUAACAUUGUGGCGUAUCAUAUGACUAUUUCAUUUGAUAGAGAGGGAAAUGCCUCUACUAAUACCAAGAAGGUUUUCAAUUGGCCAGCAAUUUCGUCGGUGCAAGCUAGUCCACUUGUUCUUGUCCUUUCAUCAGGAAUUGAUGCUGAAAGAGAAUGGAGUGAAAGGGGCAUUGCAGCUAUUGUUGGCCAUAUAUGUGCGGCGUUGUUAGAAAGUACAACAAAUUCCCCUCAUGUUGCUGAGAAAGUUUAUGGGACAGGCAAUAUUGCUUCUAAGAUCAGAACCAUGCCAUAUGAAAGCUUGAAUGACAUCAUUAGGUGCUUUGUGUUUUUGAACACAUCUCCAAUUAUUACACAUUGUUGUCAUGUUAUCUUGAACAAAGUGGUUAUUCUACAGAAGUUAGGCGAUAAUGAUGAAACCAAGUCGACACUACCCCCAAGCUGCCAACCAAACUAUGAUAUUGUUCCUAGUGGUUUUUGCCUAUCGCAGCCAUGGAUUUAGCUCUCGAAGUUGCCUUCCUGACUUGAACCUUAGAGGACAAGGUUCUUUUUGUGGGUGGAAGUAUUGUUGUGAACCGGCGUGACUCGGUAUGGGAUUAUGGGCCAGAAGUGUGGAACAAGGCCGAUCCAGUUAGUAAUAUAGUUGGUAGUAUUGGGCCUGGAGCUAAAUGAAGAAAAUGCCCAAUGACUAAACACCCGAAUAGAACGCUAAGGUAUUAUAUUGGGAUCCUGGCGGUAUACAGGGCAUGUGUAUUGUGAUCAUUCCUAGGCAAAGUCUGCUUUCUCACCUCCUCUUCUGAAUAUGUCUAAUUCCUCAUCUCUUUCUGAUUACCUAUCAUAUUUCUUCAGUUGUUCUGCAAUUACUGUUGUUGUUUACGUUCUAGAGCUGUAAUCUUAUAGUUGUUGAGAGCAAUAUAAUAUAAAAUACUUUAGUAUUU